This is a messenger RNA of Aedes aegypti (yellow fever mosquito), 1799 nucleotides long. RefSeq names its product cleft lip and palate transmembrane protein 1-like protein. The record is from RefSeq and is a predicted model, not a curated record. Lineage: Eukaryota; Metazoa; Arthropoda; Insecta; Diptera; Culicidae. Gene Ontology annotation, cellular component: endomembrane system; membrane. The transcript is spliced from 6 exons. Bases 106 to 1734 code for a protein of 542 amino acids.
GGUCAGCAGAGCAAACGUCAAAGCAACCUUAAAACAAGUGACGUGACUCUCUUAUCAUGUAAAACAACAGCUAUUCGUGAAAAAAUACAUUAAUCAGGCAUCACAAUGAAGAUUCCGUCAGUUUCUGUGAUUUUAAGUGCGAUAUUCUUGUGUUACAUAGGACAUUCUAUUUAUACUUUAGUUAAAUUAUUCCGAACCCCUGUGUGUAGUCAAACCCCAUGUUUUAAGUCAUAUCUGGCCUCCAAUCCUAAACUCCAGCUAGCUCUGUUUACGUCUACUACAAAUAAUCCUAUAAGUAGUGAAGUUACAAAAUUGGCAUCAAUUGGAAGAUUUGAUUACAACAACGAAUAUACAAGAUCAUUCGACAUAAACAUUCCUGCGAAGACUAGACGCAAUGGAACGUUAUACCUACACGCCGUCCUUGGGAGCGAUAAUGAAGUCAUAGAGUGGAAAUCACUCAAAAAAGAUGGACCCCUUGUUGUACAGAAGUUUCGACUUACGGAAUACGCGAUACCGCGAGCAGCAGCGUUCAAUCUUCUUGGUGUGCCGGAACGGAAAAACUCUAAGCAAAAUACAAUGGCUGCUAAACCAGUUACACACGUUCGUACAAAGGUGUUCUUAAGCAUUAUGACAGAACAUUUCCAGAUGUCAGUUGCAGAUAUACCACCGGAAUUGGCGAGGCACAUUCGAAUCAACUACAAAAAUGAGUUUCUACCUAUUUUACAAGUAGACUUUUCAAAAUCCCGCCAACACGAUCUGCUAGAAGUGAACUCAGAAAGCCAUAACUUCACAAUGGAGUUCAAUUAUAUGCCAAUUGGAGUUGGGAAGCUCAAACUUUUGGCACACGUGGAGCAGGCGUUCCAAGCACUUCAAAAGAUGGGAUUUUCCAAUAAAGAUUUGGAUGAUGUUAAAGGCAUGUUUUCCGAUACCAAUUUAUACUUGUUGUGCGGAACUCUUUUCGUUGGUAGUGUACAUAUGCUGUUUGACUUUCUGGCAUUCAAAAAUGACGUCUUGUUCUGGCGCCGAAAAAAAAGUUAUGCCGGAUUAUCCGCCAGAUCAAUUCUCUGGUGUGCAUUCAGUCAAAUAGUGAUAUUCCUUUAUCUGCUCGAUUCAGAUACAUCAAUGAUAGUCUUAGUCCCUGCCGGAAUAGGAACCAUCAUUGAGUUGUGGAAGACGAAAAAGAUAUUUCGUUUGAGAAUAGGCUGGUCGGGUAUCAAAUAUGAACCUCUUACCGAUCAAACAAGCCAACUUUCUCAGGCUGAAAACGCUACACGAAUGUUCGAUAAACAAGCGAUGAAAUAUCUCAGCUACUUGUUAUAUCCGCUUUGUGUAUGUGGAGCUAUAUAUUCACUUAUAUAUCAACCGCAUAAAAGCUGGUACUCGUGGACAAUUAAUUCGUUGGUCAAUGGAGUUUAUGCGUUCGGGUUUUUAUUCAUGUUACCACAACUGUUCAUUAAUUAUAAACUCAAAUCGGUUGCAACACUGCCUUGGAGAGCCUUGAUGUACAAAGCCUUCAACACAUUCAUCGAUGACAUUUUUGCAUUCAUCAUUACGAUGCCAACUUCACAUCGCAUAGCAUGCUUCAGGGAUGAUCUAGUGUUCGUUAUUUAUCUCUAUCAAAGAUGGUUAUAUCCUGUUGAUAAAUCAAGACUUGAUGAUGGGACGUCAGUUCACGAUCAAAUUGACGACAGUGCAUCAACUGAAGAGAUUCAAAAAGACAAGAAAGAUAAUUAAAGUAUUCAAACCAUCCAUUUUAUCAAUUUCACAUUCCUAAUAAAAAUAAUAUAUUAUUACACUUA